UUCUCGUCGGGCUCUUAGCAUAGAUUUUAAAGGAUGAGCUAGCUACAUUUAACUGUAUAGCUAGCUAGCUAGAUGACAGCUGCGUUUGCUGUUCUAGAAAAAUGGCAUUAACUGUUGCUAGGUAACACACUGCAGUUGGUGACAUUGUCAGUUGCCAAUGUUGUAGCUACAGACUACAGUUCAAGUCCUUGAUAACGGCAACUGUUAUUUCGAACUACAACCUGAGUUAGUACUAGCUUGCUACGACAUGCAGAGAUAACUAGGCAGUUAUGCACUGCAGGUAGGAAAGUUAGCUCGAACGACAACUUUACUCAUGGAAAUGCGUGGUUGUUUGUUCGUUAUCGGGAUGUAUUACUUGUAAUAUAAUUUCUAGUUGCAAAAUCGACUUGAAGUAAGAUAGCUAAGUUAACUUAGUGAUUUUUGUCUUGAACGAUUGCUGACAACAUCAUUGGCUACUUGCUCUAGCUAGCUAGCUAGCCUAGGUUCGAACAAAGCUGCAAACCUUAGCCAGGGCAUGAAUGUGUUAAUUACGAUACAGCUAGUUGACUAGCGCUAGCUCAUCGCUCAAUCUAGCUGGUCUACGUUUAUGUUGAUACUUAGGCUAGUAGAAAUGCUAGCUAGCUAAAUUCAGAAUCGCAGUAGAUGGAGUUCAAUGAUAGGUAGCCAAAAGACAAGACUGCACUUGGUUAACUGGCGACCGCGCUGUCUAGGUUAGGCUAUGAUACACGCGCGCCAGGUGUUGACUGAUUGCUAAUUUUGCUAGCUGGCAAGGUGGCUAGCAUUUAUCGUAAAUGACAGCUGUCACCUGGUUGAACUUGACAGUUUUUGUACGUUACCGAUUCGAAUGUUGUGGAGUGAACAUUGAACGUGCGCUGUUUAGCUCGUCUGCGAACGAGUUAAUUCUGAUAGCCAACAACGCUAGCUAACAAAAGUAAGCACGCCAAUUCUCCUGAAGAUAAAAGGAAACCGCUCGCUAACUCGUAGAACGCGGGUGGACAUAGCUGCCCGUGGCAGUAGGAGGAAUAGUGGACAGAACUCGCCCCCCAUACCGGAGACCAGCUGACAUCCGCAGGCGGCCUACGAGACUCCGAGGGAUGGAUCAACUCAAAGUCAAAGACAGAAUACUGGAAAAUAUCUCACUUUCUGUAAAGAAGUUGCAGAGUUACUUUGCCGCCUGUGAGGAUGAGACGCCGGCUAUCCGGAACCACGACCGUGUUCUGCAGCGCCUGUGUGAACACCUGGACCACGCACUGCUUUAUGGGCUGCAGGACAUCUCCUCGGGGUACUGGGUCCUGGUCCUCCAUUUCACACGCAAGGAAGCCGUGCGGCAGAUAGAGGAGCUCCAGCACAUCGCCACCCACCUCGGCCGCAGUCGGGCCUGGUUAUACCUGGCACUGAGCGAAAGCUCACUGGAGAGCUACCUGCGACUCUUCCAGGAGAACCAAGCACUGCUGCAGAAGUACUACUUCAAAAAUGCCUUGGUCUGCAGCCAUGAUCACCUCACCCUCUUCCUCACCCUGGUAUCAGGACUGGAGUUCAUCCGGUUUGACCUGGAGCUGGAUGCCCCAUACCUGGACGUUGCCCCUUAUAUGCCGGAAUACUACAAACCUCAGAACCUGCCCGACUUCGAAGAGCGACUGCCCAGCUCCGACAGCCUGUCCCUGCACUCCUUCACAUCCCUGACCUCCACAAACCUGGAGUGGGACGACAGCGCCAUCGCUCCCUCCAGUGAAGAUUAUGAUUUCGGUGACAUCUUCCCCGUGUUGCAGUCAAUGCCAAGUGCAGCAUGGGAAGAAGGUGACCUCACCGAUCCCGUCAGCUGCCCUCGCUCCACGACCUCUGACCCCCAGAUGGUGGUCAGCCCGGCGAUGGGGGCGGCGGCCGGGGCGACGGCGGGGAGGGGGACCCCGGUCCCCCGGAGCCCCACGCUUCGGCACAACCCCUUCAACGAGGACUCGGACACCAACACCUCCGCCGAGGUCACGCCCGUCCACACGGCCAGCCGGCACGACACCACCACCGGGGACGAGACGGAGAGCACCAGCACCGAGCUGGAGGUCAUCCGGUCAGCAGCGCUCCACUGCCGCCCCGUCACCGCCCUCAGUCCUGACGUUACCAUUACCGCCCUCAGUCCUGACCUUACCAUUACCGCCCUCAGUCCUGACGUUACCAUUACCGCCCUCAGUCCUGACGUUACCAUUACCGCCCUCAGUCCUGACGUUACCAUUACCGCCGUCAGCCCUGACAUUACCGCCCUCAGUCUUGACGUUACCAUUACCGCCCUCAGUCCUGACGUUACCAUUACCGCCGUCAGCCCUGACAUUACCGCCCUCAGUCUUGACGUUACCAUUACCGCCCUCAGUCCUGACGUUACCAUUACCGCCGUCAGCCCUGACAUUACCGCCCUCAGUCCUGACGUUACCAUUACCGCCCUCAGUCCUGACGUUACCAUUACCGCCCUCAGUCCUGACGUUACCAUUACCGCCCUCAGUCCUGACGUUACCAUUACCGCCCUCAGUCCUGACCUUACCGCCCUCAGUCCUGACCUUACUGCCGUCAGUCCUGACCUUACCGCCAUCAGUCCUGACCUUACCAUUACCGCAGUCAGUCCUGACCUUACCAUUACCGCCGUCAGUCCUGACAUUACCGCCCUCAGUCCUGACAUUACCGCCCUCAGUCCUGACAUUACCACCUUCAGUCCUGACAUUACCAUUACCGCCGUCAGUCCUGACCUUAGUGCCGGCAUUCCUGACGGAAUACUGAAUGCACUAGUGCCCCCUCUGACGGGGGUGAUGCAUAAUGGGAUGGCCCGGCGCAGGAAGCCGGGGAAGAAACGGCGGGGGGGCCGGGAGGGCGGGGAGUCGCUGAGCAGCAGCCAGAACGGCAGCCCCCCGGGCCUGGAGGAGGGCGAGGAGGACAGGGGGUCGCAGGAGUCCCAGGAGUCCCGGGAGCAGGGCGCGGGGGAGGGCUGGGGGGUCACCGAGGCCACACAGGGCUCCGGGUCGGGCACACCGAGGAGCAGGAGGAGCGGGGGCGAGGAGGAGGAGGACACGGAGGAGCGCGACGCGGAGGCCGCAGGCUUGCUCAGGCUCCCUGAGAUGGCGGACACCUCCAUGGACAGCGUGGGCCAGCCCCUGAGGGAGGUGAUGGACCGGCUGGACGGCUCUGUGGACGGGCAGGCCUGGGGGCCGGGGGAGGGGGCGGCGGGCACCAGCCCCGGGGGUAACAGCAGCUCCCCGCCCCCGCAGCAGCAGCCCUUUCGGGGGGAUUCUGGAGGGGAACCGCCCGACCCUGCCCCCCUGGACCGUCCCGUGGCCCCCCCAGACACCCGUGUCCGGCAGACGCCCACGGCCCCCGCAGACUACUACCGCUUUACCGCCGACAGUGCAGACCCUGCUGCCCCAGGUGGUGGCCACCAUGACCCUGCAGGGCAUGGCCAGCCGCCGGCUCUACAUGGUGGCCAUGAAGAUGCGGGAGAAGCAGAGGGACAGGGCUCCUCCCUCAACGUAGCCCUAGAGCAGGAGCCGGAGGAAGAGGAGGAGGAGGAGGAGGAGGACGAGGAGGUGCAGCCAGAGCCGGUGGAGAACGGCACCGCCCUGGAAGGAAAAGCGGAGGAAGGAGAGCUGGAUGAGGAAGAGGAGGGUGAAGAGAACAGGGCCAGUCCAGUGGACUGUACUCAUCCCGCUGAGUUCAGAGUGGACAACAACCACCUGCUGCUUCUCAUGAUCCACGUCUUCAGGGAGAACGAAGAGCAGCUUUUCAAGAUGGUGAGGAUGAGCACCGGCCACAUGGAAGGAGACCUACAGCCCCUCUACCUCCUGCUGACGGACUGCUACAUCUACCUGCUGCGCAAAGGGGCUGCUGAGAAGCCCUACACUGUGGAGGAGGCAGUGUCCUACAAUGAGCUGGACUACAUUUCUGUGGGCUUGGACCAGCAGACGGUCACACUGGUGUGCACCAAUCGGAGGAGGCAGUUCCUGCUGGACACAGCUGACUCAUCCCUGACUGUCUGGUUUCUGACAGUGCUGAGGUCAGCGAUGGUGAAGGGGUGCAGGGAGCCCCCCUAUCCCUCGGUCCUGACCGACGCCACCAUGGAGAAACUGGCACUCACCAAGUUUGUGUCUCAGGAGUCUCAGUGUGAGGUCUCUGAGGUGUGCAUUCAGCUGUACUCCCUGGCGCACUGGGAGGACCCCCUGGAUGUGUCUGUGGCCCCGCAGGCCGGCCUGUGUGGCCCCUCAGAGUCCGGCAGCACUAAGGAGGGGCCGUUGCUCUAUCGGGCCGGGAGCUCAUACCUGGGCAAGGAGCUGUGGAAGAGCUGUUACCUGGUGCUCAGCAAUGGCAUUCUGUAUCAGUACCCAGAGAGGACAGACGUGACACCACUGCUGUCUAUCACCAUGGGGGGGGAGCACUGUGGGGGCUGUCGCCGGGCCAACAGUUCGGAGAGGCCCCACUCCUUUCAGGUGAUCCUGACGGAGCGCCCCCCUCUGGAGCUGAGCGCUGAGAAUGAGCAGGACAUGGCCGAGUGGAUGCAGCUGCUGUGCCAGUCCGUCUCCAAAGGGGUGAUCCCCCAGGGCCUGGCACCCACCCCCUGCAUCCCAUGUUGCCUUGUGCUGACGGACACGAAGCUGUUGACGUGUCAUCAGGACUGCCAGACCAGCUUCUUCCGCUCGCUGGGAGGGGUGGACCUCUGUGACAUCACAGGCAUCUGCCUGGAGAGGGAGCGAGAGUACUGCAUCAUUGACUUCACAGGGGACCGGGCCCACUUCCUGCCCCCCUGGGUGCUGUACUUCAGUGGCUGUGAGGAGAGGGACCGGCUCCUGGGCGCUCUGGAGCAGGCCUGGAAGAACAUUUUCAAGGUGUCCCUGCCCCAGAGGAGCGUGUUGGACCCCUGCAUGCAGAAGCGCUGUGGGGAGGCGCUGGCGCUGAUCAGGAGCGCGUGGCAGCGGAGCGACAGCCUCCAUCGGGGCCGGGCGCAGAGAGAGCCCUGGUGCUGAGGGGGGGUUCAGUGCUAUAGAUUAUUUAACACACUAUUAAUGGGUACGUGUAGAAACAGGACUCCGGGAUCGUUUCUCUUUUCCAGGUCGGGACUCCAGUGACAGUGACAGUGACAGUUUGGGUGAUCUGGCGGCAGCUCUGGGACUGCCUCUUUGGGUCUGUUUCAGGUGUUUGACCGACCUCACCCUUUUCCCUCUGUGUAUUUUUCCUGCUGGAAUUCUGGGUGAAAGGCUGCAGACCCACUCAAUCAACCACCGCACCGGAGAUCUGUUAUCGUCCCGCCUCCCUGCAGCACGGACAUUCAAACAGCUGGCGCUAUGCUUGCUACUGGGAGAAAAAUAUUUUUUUUCCCCCGACAAGAAAUAUCUACAUUGCCAAUAUGUAGCCAUAUAUACAGUACAUUGAGCAGUGCAUGACAUGAGAAAACCCAUUGGUGAAAUGGCUCAUUUAGUAGCAGGGCUUUUUGCACACGCCAGUAGCCCCAGCUCUGCUCUGCUACAUCCCAUCCUGAGGGUUUGUCGUCAGCACACUAUACGCCUCACAGAACCGCUGUGCCUCGCUGUAGAGUCCUCCCUGCUGAGACCGAACGCUCUCACAAUGGUACUGGAACGUUUGGUCAAUGUCAGAACGUCACCGCAACAUUGUGGGACAGUUUUGUGUGAGCUGGGCUGGGACUGGCAUAGGUCACUGAUGUGCUGAAUGGGGGAUGGUAGAGGCCACUGAAAGGCUUAAUUUUUUUCCUGCAGUGUAAGCUGCAUUCCUGUCCAUGUAUUCCGUGAUCUUGGAUUUCUUUGUGUUGGUUGGGAUAGAGAGGGAGCUCAGAGUCUCCUGUAGUGGCAGGUACUGUAUAUGAGAGUGUAGAUACGAUGACGCACACAGUAAGCAAAGCAGGAAAUAACGCAACACGUAAGACAGAGACGCCAGGUUGAACAGAUUGAGUUGCUAGCUGUGGACAGGUAACAUUUUCUUUUACAAGUCCCCUAAGUACUAGGUAUUUAUCUGCUCACUGUGUGCUAAGACUAGCAUGAAUUGGUUAAUUACCACUGGUAAAGAAGAAACAGAGGUAAAUACUGUAAACUGGAACUGAAAUGAUUAGAAACACAGCCUCUAUUACCUAUCAAUUCAAGUGACUUGUAGUUAUCAAAGUAGUCAAGAGUGUAACUGUGUGCUUCGUAGACUAUACUUCCUUUCUACCAGAGGUAUCAAGAAAGUAUCAUUUUAAUUACUAUGAAGAAUACAAUUAAACUGGCUAUAACCUGCCUAUAACUACAAGAUGGAAGCACCCUCUUUAUUACCAAGCAUUUCAGUUUUAUUGUCUUUUUAACAGUUCUCAUCAUCUAUUUAUCUGGUAAAUACUUAGUACUUUGGGGACUGUAAAAGAAAAUGUUACCCGUGGACUUACUGUACAAUCAUUUCCAUGUUAAUCGUUUUUCUAUUCUUGCUCCUUUUAAGUGUGUACUAAUUUAUCACUGUGUGUGUGUGUGUGUGUAUGUGUGUGUGUGUGUGUGUGUGUGUGUGUAUACGCUUUAUAUUUUCUUUUUUUUCUGUCCGUAUGGGAGCAAUUGUUUCAACUGAUGAGCAAAAUAACCAAGUUACAUUUGUGAUGUUUAUUUCUGUGUUUGAAUGAGUUAUUUUUAUUUAUUUUUUCCCUUUGUUUUUAUUUAUUGCAGAAUGAGAGGUUAUAUAGAGAGGUCUAUGUCUGGGUCCUUAUUGCAUUAUAGUGCUCAACAGCGUGUGUGGUGGGGAGUGAAACAGCACCCUCUGCUGGCUGCCGUUUCAUUGCACAGGUGUGGGUCGGGGAGCUGCAGUACGGGUCCAAUCACACAGCAGACUCUUGAGUCACGUACCUUUCACUAAUUGGAGCGGCAGCAAUAGUGCAGCGUGUGCUGAGAUGCAGGAAUGAGCCCGAGGAUGUGACUGACAGCUGGUGAAACCUGAGGGACCAGCGACACCGCUACAGACCCAGAGCCGCGUUAUCGUCCGCGCUGUCAGUCGCUGAGUGGCGGUUCCUAUUCCAUGCCGGGCCGCUCCCCGCUCGUGAAGCUUCCCUUAUUGGUUGAAGGGGUGGUGGUGCAGGGAGCGUUUAGAUUUCGGACGAAUCACGUUGAGUCAAGGUGACUGUUUCCGUGUGAUAUCAUCCUGGCAAAUUCAGAAUUGUGAGCUUUUCUUAUGGGAAAAGGUAUUGAUACGGUUCAGGCAGUAGUUUUGCACAGUUUUCGAUGGUACUGUUUGGUAUGCCAACACGAAAUGGACUUGUCAUUAUUGUUGUUCUGAUUAGAUUAGAUUUACCCUUUGUGUCGUUGUAUGACUCAUCUUGUUUACACUUGGUACCGCUGCACUACUGCACAGUGCAUUGUGGGUGUUUCUGUGGAGGUACUGUUGUUGUCCCUGUGUGAUUGGCCAGUCUGUGCUUCUGUUUUCAUCAGGGUAACUGAUAGUCGUGGGUGGAUUAAAUUAAGGUUGGCCGAUUUAAUUACUCAUUCGGUUUUUCGACGGUAAAUCAAUAGUUAUAUUAUUUGACUGCUUUACCUGUGAGGGGUCCACCUAAUUGACCGUGCUCAUUUUGUAUCAGUGGCCUUAAGAAAAACAAAAAACUUGAAAGAAAAAAAAUUAUGUCCAUUGGAAAAAUUAAAAGCAUCUGGUCGGAGGUUUGUGACCUGUGAACAUGCUACACUGUGAGCAUGUCUUUUGGCCAUCUUAAAUGACAAUUGUAUAAACCCCGUAUCAGUAGAACUUGUGUAUCUGAGAAAGAUAAAUGUAUGUGAUAAAACAAAUACACGCCUAUGUGUAUAUACUGUAUAUAUUGUGCUUGUGCGCAGAAGAGAGAGCAACAUACUGGUAUACAUACACGUACAUGCGCACACGCAUUCACUCGCACGCAUACUGUAUUUGUAUGUUUGUGCUUCAUGUGUGGAUGCCCCAAGUAUGUACACAGCUUUUAUGUGUCCUUAAUGGAGUAUUGCAGUAUUGGCUAGGAUUAUGAAAUUCUUUCAUAACGUUGCAUACUUGUGAUGCCAAGUCUCUUCUAAAAUCCACUGUGGGUCUGGCUCAACAGAUUGAGUUGAAGCCAGCCCUGUGAGACACACCAGUGGGUUGAUGGGAAAUGGAGAGGGUGAAUUAGACCGCACUGAACCUGCACCCUGUGCACCGAAGCCCUUUCGUACACUACUCAAUGUUACGCCACCUUUCUGUUCCGACAGCUUUCUUCAUCCUUUCCUUAGUGUCCCAACUGGGUCUCUUGAUUGUCACUGGUUUAAUUGUCUGAAGGAAGAGGUACAGAAAAACCAUGUAGGUUGUCGAGGUUUAAUAAAAACGUAAUCUUUUGGCAUUAAGUGCAAGCCAAACCGUCUCAGGAAUGUAGGAUAAACUUGCGAUGAUGAAGGCUUGCCUGAAUAUGUUGACAUUGCUGGCCAGUGGUGGAGUACAGCUGAUGAUUGAUUGAGUGUUGCACAGUACAGAUGUGUCUAUUUAACAUUGUUUUAUCUUCAUUUAACAGAUGUGUCAUGCGCCGCCAUUUCUUUUCUAUUUGAAGUGUAUAAAGAAGCAAAACUGAGAUGAAUGUAUUCAAACUAUUCUCAGAUGAGCAUUAAAAUGCAUGUCAUGAAGUACUUUUUUUAUAUUGCAUUAAUAUGAAGAUAGAUAUGUACAUAUAAUGUUUGUAAAUGGGGUGCAAUAUGAAUAAAUCACUCUAAAUAACA
Molecule: messenger RNA, 8693 nt
Organism: Conger conger (European conger)
Lineage: Eukaryota; Metazoa; Chordata; Actinopteri; Anguilliformes; Congridae
Gene: plekhm2
Product: pleckstrin homology domain containing, family M (with RUN domain) member 2
Exons: 20
Coding region: 1095-4994 (1299 amino acids)
Biological process (GO): lysosome localization; regulation of protein localization; positive regulation of membrane tubulation
Cellular component (GO): endosome membrane
Molecular function (GO): kinesin binding
Source: RefSeq, a predicted model, not a curated record